ACAUUCAUAAUUUAAAACAAAUUCAUAAGGUUUUUUAAGUGUUACUGAUCAUUCUACAUUUUCCAUUCAAAGAUGGAAAAAUCAUUUCAGUCAGCACUAGUUUUGUUCCAGCAUCAGAUUGAGACACGGGGGCACUAAAUGCUGAAUAAACAAACAAUACAGUGGCCAGGAGAAAUCUGCUCAGGAACAUAUUGCUGGUGGAUAACGUGACAAAUACUAAUAAACUUAUCUAUAUCAACAGCCAACAAUAAGACAUAAUAAACGCAAUGUUUUGAAUCUGAAAAGAGCAAAUAUCCUUAGGUUGGUACAAAAAGACAAAGUGUCAGCCCAUUCAAUGACAAUACGCUUUUUCAUAAGGACAAGAUUUAAUCAGUUCUCCAAUAAUGGAGUUUCCAAAUUGGUCAACUAACGAGUGUAUUAUGAGAUCUAGAGUAACUAACUUUUUUUUGUUCUUUCUGAAAUUCCAGUGAUUAAAGCCAGGACUCAGCACUGGAACUGAGGAGGUCCACAUGAAUGGAACUAUGAAGAUCUGCUUGGAGGUUACUCUGAACGGAUCAAAUCAAACAGUCAUCCCUCAAAAGGAAGAGUUUUUGCACGGACCUUACAUAGCAGCUGAAGUAAUGAUAUCCAUUCUGUCUGCAUUUGGAAAUCUACUGGUUUGCAUUGCAGUGGGAUGCAACAAGAAGCUUCGAACCGUCACCAACUACUUCUUGGUCUCUUUGGCAGCAGCUGAUUUCUUUGUAGGCACACUGGCCAUUCCCUUUGCUAUUAUGACAGACCUGGGUCUCCCCCUUAAUAAUCUAUACCUGUGCGCUACUAUUGUGUACAUGCUUAUCACAUUAACCCAGAGCUCUGUCUUCAGCUUGCUAGCAAUAGCCAUUGAGCGCUAUGUGGCAAUCCUGUUGCCGUUCCACUACCAGAGGCUCUUGAAGCCAAGGAAUGCUCGGCUAGUCAUACUGCUAACCUGGUUUCUCGCUUUCCUUUUGAGCUCAGUGCCGCUGCUAAACUUUCAGAACCGAUCCAGUCAGAUUAACUACUGCUUCUUUGCCUGUGUGGUGGACAUGGCCUUCAUGGUGUACUUCAACUUCUUUGGCUGUGUUCUGAUUCCUCUGCUGGCAAUGUUUUUCAUUUAUGCUCACAUCUUCAUAACCGUGAGGAGGCAGGUGAGGCGCAUUGCAGCAUUACACAGUGCAUUAGAAGUGCAACCUAGGCAAAAUUCAGCCAUGCGACGUGAAGCAAAGAAGGCCACCUCAAUUUUCCUGCUUAUCUUCCUUUUUGUGCUGUGCUGGAUGCCAAUUCACAUUCUGAAUUGCUUGCAGCAGUUCUGUCCACAGUGCAUAGUGCCAUUGCCUCUUAUUUUGACAGCAAUCAUUCUUUCCCAUGCCAAUUCGGCCAUUAACCCUCUGCUCUAUACCUAUAGGAUGAAAUCCUUCCGUCAGGCAUUCAAAGGCAUGUUUCUUUGUUGUCGAGUUACUCCUCCACUCUCUGAUACUACUGAAAGCAACGGGCCUUAA
This is a messenger RNA of Ictalurus furcatus (blue catfish), 1514 nucleotides long. RefSeq names its product adenosine receptor A2a-like. Gene Ontology annotation, cellular component: membrane. The coding region runs from base 510 to 1514 and encodes 334 amino acids. Gene Ontology annotation, biological process: adenylate cyclase-activating G protein-coupled receptor signaling pathway; G protein-coupled adenosine receptor signaling pathway; vasodilation. The transcript has a single exon. NCBI's taxonomy places the organism in Eukaryota, Metazoa, Chordata, Actinopteri, Siluriformes, Ictaluridae. The record is from RefSeq and is a predicted model, not a curated record. Gene Ontology annotation, molecular function: G protein-coupled adenosine receptor activity.